This is a messenger RNA of Alternaria rosae, 826 nucleotides long. RefSeq lists its product as uncharacterized. Lineage: Eukaryota; Fungi; Ascomycota; Dothideomycetes; Pleosporales; Pleosporaceae. The coding region runs from base 406 to 756 and encodes 116 amino acids. The transcript is spliced from 3 exons. Gene Ontology annotation, biological process: mRNA splicing, via spliceosome. Gene Ontology annotation, cellular component: spliceosomal complex. The record is from RefSeq and is a predicted model, not a curated record.
GUUCUGCUACUGCUGCUGCCUACAGCUACAAAAGCUGAAGUGCAUCGCUUCUUCUGCCUCUUCUCUGAUACACUGUAACUGUGUAACGUCCUGACUAUCCUAUCAACGCCUGUUGGACUCGAACAUCGCGAUGUCGACCGCAAGCUUCCUAUCGUCACUGCCCGAGCCAAAGUACCACUCAGCUAGGCCGCAACCGCCCAAUCCCCAGAUUAUCCCGCACCUAAUGCGCGCCUUGCGCAAGUCACUAAUCGCAUCCUACAAUCGUCUUUUCAAAGUUUUUCUCCCACAGCGACACCAAGCAAACAUGGAAGCGCUCCAGCUUUCGAGAUCAGAUGUGCAGACCGUGGAGGGAUCAAAAGACUCACUGCCGCUGUGCUCGGACUGCGGCGCUCGAACAUUCGCCAAAUGGGAGAAACGGAGUUGCCUGGGCAUACUGUGCCUCUAGAAAGGAGAUUAGCGUCAGGUGGAAGAAGAUUGCAAGAUGAUAGCAUCAUCGUCAGUAUUUUCAACGACUUCUCCGAAGCUCUCCAGUCUGCCGGACGAUGCGCAUGCGAAUACAUAGCCCAGCGUGCCGUAAUACAACAGCGUCUCGAUGAGAAAGAAGGGCUACAAAAGGAAUACCGUCUCUGGGAACUCGCGCAUCGACAUCGGCAGAAGUGCGCACAUGAUAUCCAUCGCCGCUCUGCCAGCUUCUCCGACUCCAAAGAUGAAGCCGUUCACCGUCGCUCAGAAGCGCGCAAGGAGCGGAGACAAUAGUUCCGGCGUGAAGAGUGGCGAACGAAGAUGGGAAUAAAGAGGAAGUUAGAAGCCUCUGCACGAGAGCAUG